Molecule: messenger RNA, 2198 nt
Organism: Sycon ciliatum
Lineage: Eukaryota; Metazoa; Porifera; Calcarea; Leucosolenida; Sycettidae
Exons: 5
Coding region: 116-1675 (519 amino acids)
Molecular function (GO): protein binding
Source: RefSeq, a predicted model, not a curated record
AUUACAGCCUCAUCUUUCCAACGUACCACCACCGUACCACCAACGUACCACCAACGUACCAUCAGCUGUUGUACGGCGACUGGACUCUAUCUCUGAACGGCUAACCCAGCAAGCUAUGUCCAUCACAGCACUGUCCGCACGGAGUGAUACGCUAGAGGAACAGCUUACAAUGGCCAUUACCAACAACCAGACCACCACACAACAACAACUGACUGAUGCACAACAACAACUGACCGCUACACGUGAGCAAGUAUCCGCAGUUCAAGACGAACAGAGUUCAGGAACGCAACGGCUAACUGGACAUCUGGAGACCAUUGCACGAAACCAGGCCCUGGCACAGACUUCCAGAGAGACCACAACAAUUAACGUCCAAGUUACUCCGCUCCCUGGCCAGUUGUCAACGAUGUCUGCUUCCACCCAUCAGCUGCAGGUUAAGCCUACCAGCGCGCCAGAAAGCCUGUCAAGUUCUGCAUCUGCCACUGCCUCUGCUACAACAGCUACGGUGCCUGUUUCUAGUACCAUUGCUGCACAAGACAGCCGGGCAAGUUCAGCUUCUGCCUCUGCUCCUGCCACUGCUUCUGCUACUGCAACGAGAGCUGAAGCUACAGCAGCUGAAAGCACAGCUGUUUCAUCCGUUGAUAGAGGAUAUCAUGUCUUACCUGCUAUGCCAACCCUAACACAGAUUGCAGACAUCAAGAAUCGCAGAAAGUGGAACAAGAUAACAAGAAGUCCUGGAAUGGGAUUAUUUAGUUUUUGGAAUACUUCACAUCCGGAAGUACAGCAGCAUGGCAACAAUGCCAAGCUUGCCACGUACAGUGACAAACUGGUUGCUGUGUGGUAUGAUGGUGUGAACAUCACCAAGAUGAUGGAGACAUCAGACUUGCAGACAUGGCACAGUAUUGACCUACCAAGUGAAUACAGUAAGCUGCAAGCCCCAUCACUGGCAUCCCAUGGUGGUAUGCUGUACAUGCACUGUGACAUAUACACCAAGAGCAGCAACACAUGGGUGCGCUCUAUUCUGCAGUACUGCGACACACCAGAUAACAGUGAUGGCGGCCGCAGUGGUGGUGGUGGUGGUGGUGGUGGUGGUGGUGGUGGUGGUCAGUGGACGAAACUGACGGACGUCUCGCAGUGUACUAGUGUCCAUAGCUGGUGUACUCUACAUGCAUGCCAUGAUGCUAUUUCUCUAUAUGGUGGCCAGCAUGUUGCAACAAGGCACAAUCAUGUUAGUACUUAUUCUCUAGCUAGCAAGCAGUGGAGCUCUUUUUUUUCACCAUCCAAUACUAGCCUAGUAUUACCUUCAUUGCCACUACCAUGCUGCGAAGCAUCACUUGUCACAUUCCCUGAUUCACUGUACUUAGUUGGUGGUAUUACUGGUUGUUUUUUCAAACACCAUGAUGGUAGGUGGGUGUCCACCAGUCCGCCUGCUGGUGUAAAGCUGAAGUUUAGUGCAGCAUGCGCACUGUCUGACCAUUGCAUGGCUAUUUUCCCCCACACUCCUUCUGCUGAGAGUGUUGUACAUGAUAUUUCAUCUGGUCAGGUCUAUCCACUACCAGCUAUGCCAGAGCACAGUCGUUUCACCCCAUCUCUCACACUGUUUUGCAGUACCCUGGUACUCAGUGUAGGUGGACCUGACAAUCCUGGUUCUCUGUACACACUGGAUAUGAGUGUGUGAGUGUAGUAGGUUACUAACUACAGUCAAUCACUGAUGAUAACUACAGUAUGCAAACUGUACUGCUUUUCACUUUCUUUCUAUCGUCAGAAGGUUGCUAAUCUUUGUUUUCACAUCUCUCUGGUUGUCAAGACAAGUAACUGUCUAGUUUUACGCUGCCUCAUCCCCUGUAACAUAUUAUACCCAGAUUGGUUAAGUGAAUAUUACUCUUACCUCUAUAGUCACGUCCACACUCAAUCCGCCGACUGAACUCUUUCCUUCUUCAUAUUUAUGUCCUGACUCAAUCCGCCGACAGAACUGUUUCCUCCUUCUUAUUCAUGCCCCGACUCAAUCCACCGACUGAACUGUUUCCUCUUCAUAUUCAUGUUCCGACUUGAUUUGCCGGUAGAACUGUUUCGUACUUCAUAUCCAUUUCCAUUUAACUAUUUGUGUAUAUCAACUCAUAUCUCGAUGUUGAAAUGGUUUUUCACGUGAACAUUCUCUUUCAGGGAAUCUCGGUCUUGCACAAUGCCAUAUCCGCCAUUUC